Cygnus olor (mute swan) is the source of this 711-nucleotide messenger RNA. RefSeq names its product coiled-coil domain containing 127 (gene CCDC127). The record is from RefSeq and is a predicted model, not a curated record. Lineage: Eukaryota; Metazoa; Chordata; Aves; Anseriformes; Anatidae. The transcript is spliced from 2 exons. Bases 1 to 711 code for a protein of 236 amino acids.
AUGAACAACCUGAACGAGCCCCCCGGCUGGAACAUCCUGCCCAACCGCAGGGAGCCCGGCGAGGAGGGCGGCCGGUGGAACUACGCCCUGCUGGUGCCCAUGCUGGGCCUGGCGGCCUUCCACCUGGAAGCCAAAUACCGGGAUACGAUCACGGAAAGUCGUCGCGCGGUUGCUCACUUGGAGCUGGAGCUUGAAAAGGAGCGCAACAGGACCCUGAGCUACCGUGAAGCCCUCGUGUCCCAGAGUCGCAAGCUAGUAGAAGAGAGGAGAAGCCUAGAACAGGAGCAGGAGAAGUUGGAGAGGGAGAAACAAGUUCUUUUGCACUCGGGAGCAGCAGGUAACUUGUACCAAAGUUGCCUGGCGAAGGAAGAAGAAUGGCAAAAGAGAGCCAACGUUUUACUAAAAGAAUUUGAAGAUGGACUUAAGGAAAGACAGGAGAUCUACUGCAGUCUUGUGGUACCCAGAAGCCAGAGACUAGAAAUAGAGAAAAAUUUGCUAGUUAAAGCGGCAACUGAUCCUGUUGCUAUGGCUCUACAUAUGGAAAGUGGCUUAAAAGAUAUUUUCAAACAUGAUAACUACUGUGGCAAUCUGCUGAACAGAAGCAGAAGUCAAAAUGGAAGACUUAUGUGGUUGUAUUUGAGAUAUUGGGAACUAGCUAUUGAACUACAGAAGUUCAAGAGGGUAGAAAAAGCAAUGUUAGGAAAACGGUAG